Molecule: messenger RNA, 1106 nt
Organism: Camelina sativa (false flax)
Lineage: Eukaryota; Viridiplantae; Streptophyta; Magnoliopsida; Brassicales; Brassicaceae
Molecular function (GO): protein binding
Source: RefSeq, a predicted model, not a curated record
CUCUCAGAGAUCGGAGAAGAAGAAAGGAAGCAAAAAAAAAAAAUCCAAGUUGUGAUGAAAUCUCUACUGAUGAGAACCGGUUCGAUGCCGGUUCUUAAUAACCGGUUUGUUUCAGGUGGCUCGUCGCGGAAGAACAUGACGACGACGACGACACCUAUCAUCUCCAGGAACAACUCCGUCGAGUCGUCAUUAUCCAGCUACGGCGAGAGAUUCGCCGCCGGAGGAGGAAGGAAGAUCUCCAUCGAGGUUAAAUCUAACGUUGGGAUUCGUAGGGUGUUAUCGGAGAGUGAUGUGAUUAGAUCCGAGAGAAUGCUAAAGACUGUUGGAUCUAAGCCUUCGCCGUCGCAAAUCCCGGAGGAUGAUGAACCGGAGGAGGAAGAAAUUAGGUUUUCCGAUGGUUGGGGAUCGUUGAUCUCCGGUGGUGGUGGUGGAUCUGGUUUUAACGGCGGUUACGGAAACGGAGGAGGAGGCGGUUAUGAAGAUAAGAGCAAGAUCGGUGAUUAUUAUCGAAAGAUGUUGAAAUCGAAUCCUAAUAAUUCGCUUCUUCUGAUGAACUACGGCAAGUUUUUGUACGAGGUGGAGAAAGAUGCAGAGAGAGCUCAAGAGUAUUAUGGAAGAGCGAUACUGGCGAAUCCAGGUGAUGGUGAGGCUUUGUCAAUGUAUGGUAAGUUGAUAUGGGAAACGAGCAGAGAUGAGAAGAGAGCUCAAUGCUACUUUGAUCAAGCUGUUAAUGCUUCUCCUGAUGAUUGUAUGGUUUUGGGAUCGUAUGCACAUUUCAUGUGGGAGGCAGAGGAUGAUGAUGAUGAAGAGGAACUGAUGGCUGCAUCACCAGCUAUGGUUUCUGCAGUUUAGAAUGAAACACAGAGACUAACGCGAACAAGUGGAUGAAGAAGAGUAAUGGAGUCUUAAAAUUAUAUGUUAUCAAAGUAUCUAAACCUUUAGUGUAUUUUCGCUGUCUUUUUGCUAACUUUUGUUUUGGUUUAACUUACUACAACUAUCUUGUAACAACCUCAAGAGUAAUAAAUAUAUGUAUGUGAAGGAAAAACCGAUUGUAAGAAUAAAAGAGCUUUUGUAAAGCAUUGUAUAAGUUUGAAUCUUGUAGAAUU